Neofelis nebulosa (Clouded leopard) is the source of this 1763-nucleotide messenger RNA. It is a transcript of the gene BAG2, whose product is annotated as BAG cochaperone 2. Lineage: Eukaryota; Metazoa; Chordata; Mammalia; Carnivora; Felidae. The record is from RefSeq and is a predicted model, not a curated record. The transcript is spliced from 3 exons. Gene Ontology annotation, biological process: protein stabilization. The coding region runs from base 98 to 733 and encodes 211 amino acids. Gene Ontology annotation, molecular function: adenyl-nucleotide exchange factor activity; protein-folding chaperone binding.
CCGCGCGGUGACGGCGACGCCUGCGGCCGCGGGACUCUCCACUCGCCGCCGCCGGAGAGGCCGCUGACCUCUUGGCCGCCCCGCCUCGGAGGUUCAGAUGGCUCAGGCGAAGAUCAACGCGAAAGCCAACGAGGGGCGCUUCUGCCGCUCCUCCUCCAUGGCCGACCGCUCCAGCCGCCUGCUGGAGAGCCUGGACCAGCUGGAGCUCAGGGUGGAGGCUUUGAGAGAAGCGGCAACUGCUGUGGAGCAAGAGAAAGAAAUCCUCCUGGAGAUGAUCCACAGCAUCCAGAAUAGCCAGGACAUGAGGCAGAUCAGCGAUGGAGAAAGAGAAGAAUUAAAUCUGACAGCAAACCGUUUGAUGGGAAGAACGCUCACCGUUGAAGUUUCAGUAGAAACUAUUAGAAAUCCCCAGCAGCAAGAAUCCUUAAAGCAUGCCACCAGGAUUAUUGAUGAGGUGGUCAGUAAGUUUCUGGAUGAUUUGGGAAACGCCAAGAGUCACUUGAUGUCACUGUACAGUGCUUGUUCAUCUGAGGUGCCAUCUGGGCCUGUUGACCAGAAGUUUCAGUCCAUAGUGAUUGGCUGUGCUCUUGAAGAUCAGAAGAAAAUUAAGAGAAGAUUAGAGACUCUGCUUAGAAAUAUUGAAAACUCUGACAAGGCCAUCAAGCUGUUAGAGCAUUCUAAAGGAGCUGGUUCCAAAACUCUGCAACAAAAUGCUGAAGGCAAAUUUAAUUAGUUUUGAAACAGAAGAGCACUUACAAAUAAUGACGUAAAAAUGAUUAAAUACUAGUUCUUUAUGUUAGGCAUAACAUUUGAUACUGAUUAUUUCAGAUGAGGAAAAUAUCCCAGUGUCAUCAGUUUUGUGAUUAACAUAAUUAAAACUAGAAGUAUUUUAAUUAUCUUUCUAGAAAUUUUUAGAUUGAAUUCUUGUCUUGUAUUAGGAUCUAGCACCUAAUAUAUAUUUUUUUUUACUAUUCUGUGGUUGAAUACUUAGUAUAUAGGAGAGAGUUAGUGCUCAGCCUAGGGCAAAAGCAUUAUUUUCUUUCCUGGGCUUUAUCUGACGUGGAGAUACUUGGGCACAUGGGGCAUUUGGUUGACUAGAAAUUCUUUACUUAAUCAGCACACACACACACUACACAUCUACUGUUAACUAAGAAGUGUGCUUAAAAGGGAUCCCAAAAUAAGAAGCUUUCCCUCCAUCUUUUUCAUAAAGCACCUUUUUUGGACAUCUGAAUCAAUUUUGACUUAAGAUUUAUGCAUCUGAUAAUAUGAAUAUAUUCCUUCCUGUGUGUGAAAACAUGGCAUAAAGUGUGAGAGAAUUCACCUGAUUUUACCACUGUGAACAACUAUAUGUCCACUUUAUCUUUUUCCAAAUGCAUCAUUUCUCUCAAUUUGUACUCAUUAUUGAAAUGCGGUAUUGUAACUUGCCUUUUUAAAAAAAAAAAAAUGCUGCUAUAAAGUCUGCUAAUUGUCAACUUUAAAACCUCUAUUCCGUAUAGUUGUAUAAUUUACUUAGCCAUUCCCCUAACUAGGCAUUUAGGUUGUUUCCAGGUUGUUUCUUAUUCCUGCAACAUAUUUAUAUACAGAGAGCUUUUUCCUUUUUUCUUUGUUUUUGAUUUUCUUUGUAUAAGUUCCCAGCAGUGGGAUUUACCAGGUCAAAGGGUAUAUACAUUUUCAUGACCUGACAUAUUUCCAAAUUUUUUGGUAUAAGAGUUACAUCAAUUUAUACUGUCUUCAGUAAUUAAAAUGUAGCUAUUUCACUAAAA